AUGACGUUGCCUCUUUCCUUUCUAAAUGGGCGUUCCUUUCGGCAUGAAUGGCUAAAGACCUUUUUAUGGCUUAAAUAUUCACCAACUUUGGAUGGAGCAUUUUGUUUGCCAUGUAUCCUUUUUGGUCACAAGGUUGCUAACAAAACUUCUAAGUUACAGAAAUUGCUUUCUCAACCUUUUCGACAUUGGCCAGCUGCCAAAAACUUUUUUAAACAACAUGAAACAUCAAAAAAUGGUUUACAUAUUCAAACCAGCCUAACUUUUAGUGCAUUUGUGAAGAAUUUUUUAGGACAAACUCAACCAAUCAGUGUAAUCAUAGAUUCCAACUACAAAAAACAGGUUGCUGAUAAUCGAAAGUUCUUAACACCAAUUGUUGACACCAUAAUUUUAUGUGGUCGUGUUUGUAUUCCUCUUCGUGGCCACAGGGAUGAUAGUAAAUAUCAUCCUGAAGUUGGAAAUUUUUCAACUGGUUCAACUGGCAAUUUUAUUGAUCUUUUAAAUUACAGAGUACGUGGUGGAGACACAACCCUUGAAAAUCAUCUUCUAAAAUGUAAUAAGAAUUCUUCUUAUAUUUCUAAAACUUCACAGAAUGAAAUAAUUAAUUGUUGUGCAGAUAUAAUCACAGAAAAUAUUGUUUCUGAAGUUAAGAAAAACAAGUUUUUUACGAUUAUAGCUGAUGAAGCAUCAGAUACAUCCAAUAAAGAGCAGUUAUCAUUAGUUUUACGCUAUGUAGAUAGCAAUUUUGACAUUAAAGAAGAUUUCAUUCGAUUUCUUCACUGUAAGGAAGGUUUAUCUGGAAGUGCUCUUGCUUCCAUUAUUCUCAAAGCUCUAAGUGAUGACCUAGUUCUAAAUGUUCAAGACUGUAGAGGCCAGGGUUAUGAUGGGGCUGGCGCUGUGGCUGGUAGAAUUAAUGGUCUUUCUGCUCAUAUUUUGAGAAUCAACAGGAAGGCUAUUUAUACUCAUUGUCAUAGUCAUCGCCUCAACCUCUGUAUAUGUGCCUCUUGUUCAGUCCAAACAAUUAGAAAUGUGCUUGAUAACAUAAAAGAGAUUUCCUAUUUUUUUAAUUUUUCCCAAGUAAGGGAAGACAUGUUUGUGAAAAAUAUUAAAUUGUAUGCUCCUGAUUCCUUAAAAAAUAAGCUUAAGGAUGUUUGUCGCACAAGGUGGAUUGAACGUGUUGAAGGUAUGGAUACAUUCCAAGAACUUUAUGUCCCUCUUGUUUUCACUCUUGAGGAGAUGUUUGUUCAAAGGCAAUGCAAUAUUGACACAUCAUCAAAAGCCUUGUCCUUAUAUAAAUUAAUUACAAGUUUUGAUUUUAUUAUUACAAUGGUAAUUACUCGGUCUGUAUUUGAUAUAACACUGCCAGUAACACGAAUGCUUCAGAGCAAAUCCAACGAUAUUUUUGAGGGACUUCAUAUGAUUGAUGCUCUUAAAAGUGCAGCCAUGGCUACACGAAAUGCAGUUGAUGCCUACCAUGAAAUGUGGUAUGAGGUAGAGAAAGCUGUAUCUCUAGCUCAAAAAGUAUGUGUUACUCCUACAAAACCUAGAACUUGUGGACGUCAAAAAAACAGAUCUAACAUUCCUGCUGAAAACAUUUCGGAUUAUUUUAAAAGGACAACAACUAUUCCAAUGUUGGACCAUUUAAAUUCUGAAUUGAAGUUACGUUUUGACAUAUCUACUGUGACUUCUUAUCAGGGCUUGUCAAUUAUUCCAUCUAAGAUGAUGUUUUUAGUUAGUAAACAUGGUCUAUUGGGAUGGAAAGACAAGUUUACAGCUUUUUGUAGCUUUUAUUCUGAUGACAUGCCAAACUUUUUAGCUCUUGAUGCUGAGCUAGAUCUCUGGCAUAAGUACUGGGAGAUGCAGGAUAGUUAUCCUGAUAAUAUUUCAGCCACUCUUAAAGCAAUUCCAUCAUUACAAUUUGACAAUUUGACUGUAGCCUUAAGAAUUCUUGCCACAUUACCAGUGACAUCCUGCGAAUGUGAACGCUCUUUCUCUGCAAUGAGAAGGCUUAAGAACUACAAUCGCAGUACAAUGGUGGCAGAUAGGUUAAAUGGCUUAGCUUUGUUACAUAUACACAAAGAAUUUGUACCAUCCACCUCAUCAGUCAUCAAUAAGUUUGCUGUUAAAAACAGGAGAUUGGAUUUUAAUUUUUUUCAUUUACCUUCUUACAGUAGUUAUAUACAGUACAUUUGUUUUUGCGAUGAUGUGACAAAACAGCAAGCUGCAAUGAUAAUACUUAACCCUCUGCAAAUUUUACAAUCAUCAUACGAUGAUGUAACAAAACAGCAAGCUGUAAUGAUAAUACUCAACCCUCUGAAAAUUUUACAAUCAUCAUACGAUGAUGUGACAAAACAGCUAGCUGCAAUGAUAAUUAAUUCCUCAAUUCCUUCAAACUCUCCUGCUGUUUCAAACUUGCAGCUCGACAAAUUUUUCCUAUGUUUUACAAUCUAUAGGAUGGCGCUAGAUGGUAAAAUAAAGCAAAGUUCGAAUUGUAAUUCGCGAUGUGUGUAG
This is a messenger RNA of Hydractinia symbiolongicarpus, 2508 nucleotides long. Its product is annotated as 52 kDa repressor of the inhibitor of the protein kinase-like. Gene Ontology annotation, molecular function: protein dimerization activity. The record is from RefSeq and is a predicted model, not a curated record. Bases 1 to 2508 code for a protein of 835 amino acids. The transcript has 5 exons. Lineage: Eukaryota; Metazoa; Cnidaria; Hydrozoa; Anthoathecata; Hydractiniidae.